Molecule: messenger RNA, 1551 nt
Organism: Neurospora tetraspora
Lineage: Eukaryota; Fungi; Ascomycota; Sordariomycetes; Sordariales; Sordariaceae
Product: heterokaryon incompatibility protein-domain-containing protein
Exons: 2
Coding region: 125-1291 (388 amino acids)
Source: RefSeq, a predicted model, not a curated record
AUUAUUCUCAUUCAAGACUGCAUGAUCUCGAAGUCUAACUUCUGUCGUUAUCGCCCUUUUUUCAGCACCUUCGACUCUUUGAUCGCGGUCCGGAUUCCCCAAUUUUCUCAACGACGCUACAAAAAUGGCGCCCAAACUCUGUAGAGUGUGUCGGUCUAUCCCGUCCUCUUUCUGGACCCAAGACAUCAGCAAAACCUCCGGCUUGGAUCCCGACAACGAACCUCCGUCUGAUUGUCCCCGAGCCAAGCUGCAAUUGCAUUGGUGCAUUGAGGAGAUGGCAGAUAGAGGGUGUCAGCUAUGCCAGGUUUUCCUAUCUCCUCCUAUCUCGCUGCUCCGGUUUCUGGCCCUCACGCUCAACCCCGAAGUGGCCAGAAGCACCGUAGUAGAGCUAUCGAGAGUAAAACCCAACACCAACAGCAGCGGUGAAUGUGACGAAUUGUCAUUGCGUAUCGGAGAGAGAGCAAUAUCCUCUGGCUCGCGCUGCUUCCGAGUUCCUUCUUUCUGGACGCGUCUACCACCUAUGUCAAAGAACGAGCCCAUGGACAAUCUUGCUCUCAUGAAGCUUUGGAUUGAGAAUUGCAGGAAGAACCAUGUCAAAUGCUCGGAGAAUCUCGCUCGGUUCUUACCCACCCGGCUCCUCGAUAUUCGUGCAUUCGAACAUCAAGGAAGCCAGGACCUCAAACUGGUGUGUUUGAGCCCCAGCGAUUAUGGUUCUGGCCAGAAGGAUGUUCCAAGCUAUGUCACUCUCAGCCAUUGCUGGGGACCGCCGGAGAAGCGACCGGUUACUACAACCAAAGCCAAUUUACAGGAGAGGAUGACCCGAAUACGCUAUGACGAGCUCCCAAACACGUUCAGAGACGCUGCACGUAUCACUCGAGAACUGGACCCUAGCCUUCGGUACCUAUGGAUCGACUCCCUUUGCAUCGUCCAAGACGACACGGAAGACUGGGCAAGGGAAGCCUCUCUGAUGGCUCACGUAUACAGCCAAAGCUUCGUCACCUUGGCCGCUCUCAGUUCUUCCGACAGCAGCCAGGGGUGUAACAUCGUGGACAACAUCCAGGAGAAAGUCGGCACCAUGAUUGAUCUCGACUUGAAACACCAUGAUACCAAUGAGUCCGCAAGAAUUCGCGUGACGCAGUACAAACCCCAGCCCUGGAGCAAGCACUACGCCGAUUACGGCUACAGCUUCUUCACCACCAAGCAGAUCCCUCUUCGAUGGCGGGCUUGGGUCCUCCAGGAACGGGAGCUUUCCAGGAGAAGCAUUCACUUUGGCGCUGAGCAAUUGCUCUGAGAGUGUCAGGAGCUGAAAGCUACGGCGCAGUUACCGUGGCUUAAUGCCGAGCAGACUAUGCCCUCAAUACAGAGUCGAUUUAUGCGAUCCGCAUCCGACCAGAUCCAGACCGAUAACCCUUUGGCCACCACGAUGAAACAUCGCUGGUUCUUGCUCGCUGAGGAUUACUCCGUUCGGCAACUAACCCAGGAAACGGAUAAGCUGCCCGCGCUAUCAGGCGUCGCGCAAUCGUACCAACGGCACUUUGGACCAGAAGCGGU